GAAAAUGGCGCUUGAAAGAUUGACAACGAGGAAUACCGGUUGCAGUGGAACAUUAAAUUGCAAAAAGCGAGGAUCUAGCAUGGCUCAGAAGAACUCAAAAGGUUUUAGUCAAAAUGCUCUAUUCUUUCUGACAGCAGCUUUCAUGCUGCAUGUAGCUAUGGGAGACGGAAGGACACUCGUUCUGUUGGACAACCCGAAUAUCAAAGACACUCAUUCAAUUUUCUUCCGCAGCCUAGCAGAUCGUGGUUUUGACCUUACAUUUAAGACUGCUGAUGACCCUGGUCUCUCGCUUAUUAAAUAUGGCCAGUUUCUCUACGAUCACCUCAUCAUUUUCUCCCCUUCCGUGGAAGAUUUUGGAGGUAACAUUAAUGUGGAAACCAUUACGGCUUUCAUCGAUGGUGGUGGAAACGUCCUGGUUGCAGCCAGUUCUGAUAUUGGGGACCCACUGAGAGAGCUGGGCAGUGAGUGUGGUAUUGAAUUUGAUGAGGAAAAGACUGCUGUUAUUGACCACCAUAACUAUGAUGUGUCAGACCCUGGUGAACACACACUGAUUGUUGCUGAUCCAGAAAAUCUGCUUAAAGCUCCAACUAUUGUUGGCAAGCCAACUGACAAACCCAUCCUGUUCAAAGGAGUUGGCAUGGUGGCCGACCCAGAUAACCCCCUCGUACUGGAUAUUCUUACAGGCUCCUCCACAUCCUACUCUUACUUUCCUGAUCGUGCUAUCACACAGUACCCUCACGCUGUGGGGAAGAACACACUCCUAAUCGCUGGCCUCCAGGCAAGAAACAAUGCACGUGUGGUCUUCAGUGGUUCCCUGCACUUCUUCAGUGAUGCCUUCUUCAACUCUCCUGUGCAGAAGGCCUCGCCUGGAUCACAGAGAUAUGAACAGACUGGUAACCAGGAGCUGGCUGAGGCCCUGUCUCGCUGGGUGUUUAAAGAGGCAGGAGUCCUCAGGGUGGGGGCAGUGACUCAUCACCCUGUUGGAGAGACAACCCCCCCUGCUGCUUAUACUAUCACUGACCUAGUGGAGUACAGCAUUGUUAUUGAGAUGCUGUCUGAGGGUCGCUGGGUACCCUUUGAUGGCGAUGACAUUCAGCUGGAGUUUGUCAGGAUUGACCCCUUUGUUAGGACCUACCUCAAGAAAAAUGGUGGAAAAUAUAGCGUUCAGUUCAAGUUGCCAGAUGUGUAUGGAGUCUUUCAAUUCAAGGUGGAUUACAACAGACUCGGCUAUACACACCUGUACUCCUCCACUCAGGUCUCUGUGCGCCCUUUACAACACACUCAGUAUGAGCGGUUCAUACCGUCAGCAUAUCCCUACUACGCCAGUGCUUUUUCCAUGAUGGCAGGACUUUUUAUCUUCAGCAUUGUCUUUUUACACAUGAAAGAAAAAGAGAAGGCUGAUUAGGAAAAAUGAGAGGAAGCAUGUUAUUGAUGGUGAUGGUGAAAUUGUAAAUGACUCUGUGUGUGUGAUGGUGGAAGGAGUAAGCUUGGGUUCAUCCAGGGUUUUAAGUUUAAGUUUGACUAGAGAGUGGAGGAGGGACUACAGUCUGUACCACAUUGGCUUGGAUUUAAUUGUAAGUGAAUGCUUAACUGGAUGAUAUCAUUACAAAUUGAAUCAGCAUUUUUCACUUUGGUUUUUUUCUUUUUCUUUUUUUUAAAGCAAUUUUUAUAUAAAACAUCACAACAAAUCUGUACACUUAUCAGAAACUGGUUUAUUGUCUGGGUCCUUGAAAUGUUUGCUAGGUGAAGUUUUUAUGUUAAGACAAAGAAAUUGCAAUUUAAAUGGAUCCUGAUAUAGAGAAUGCACUGAUGUUUCUGCUCUUGUGGUAAAACAGCUUGAAUUCUACUGCAUUUGUAAGAAAAAAAUGUUGAUUCUCCUAAAACUCAGUAAAAUGUCAACAUUCCACCUUAC
Messenger RNA from Chanos chanos (milkfish), 1912 nucleotides. RefSeq names its product dolichyl-diphosphooligosaccharide--protein glycosyltransferase subunit (non-catalytic) (gene ddost). The record is from RefSeq and is a predicted model, not a curated record. Lineage: Eukaryota; Metazoa; Chordata; Actinopteri; Gonorynchiformes; Chanidae. The transcript is spliced from 11 exons. Gene Ontology annotation, cellular component: endoplasmic reticulum membrane; oligosaccharyltransferase complex. Bases 5 to 1405 code for a protein of 466 amino acids.